Lates calcarifer (barramundi perch) is the source of this 3788-nucleotide messenger RNA. It is a transcript of the gene npr3, whose product is annotated as natriuretic peptide receptor 3. Gene Ontology annotation, molecular function: natriuretic peptide receptor activity; peptide hormone binding. The transcript has 8 exons. Lineage: Eukaryota; Metazoa; Chordata; Actinopteri; Centropomidae. The record is from RefSeq and is a predicted model, not a curated record. Bases 409 to 1920 code for a protein of 503 amino acids. Gene Ontology annotation, biological process: regulation of blood pressure; vasodilation. Gene Ontology annotation, cellular component: membrane.
GAGGUGGGCAGCGCUCCGAUGACGCAGGAAUAAUCCUGAGAAGAUGCUUCAAAACUCCAGGCCGGAGCCAGCGUGUGUGUGGCUGCUGGCGGAGCUGGAAGGAUCCCGAGCCUGGCAGGAACUGGAGCUGAGAAUAUUUAGAGCAGGUUCAGGAGCCUUCAGAGGAACUCUGAGUGCAGAGUAAAACACGCACAUUCAACCAGAGCCGCUUCUGUCAAAGACAAAUCCAGUUCUUUACCAUUAAAGCAGUUAGAGACGGCGACGGGCUCUCUUUCUUUUUCUCUCUCUGUGUGUGUGCAGCUGUCUGAGCGCUGCCAAGUGGAGCCAACUUGGAGAAAGAAACACUUGAAGAACAUCUGUCCAACACUGGUUCUCAGGUAUCUGAAGCAGGACCUGGAAAGUAGCAUCAUGCCAUAUUUCAUGUCACUGUGUGUGUACUUUCUGAUGACUCUGAGCCCAGUCCGGACAGACACCAUCACCGAGGACAUCAAGGUUUUGGUGUUUUUGCCUCAGAAUAACUCCUACCUUUUCUCACAUGCCAGAGUCGCACCAGCGAUUCUUUACGCGCAGCAGAGGCUGAAGGCGAACGGAGGACAGUUCUCCGGCUUCCACUUCAACAUCCAGUUUGAGAACUCCGACUGUGUCAGCGUCAACGAUGCCCUGUUUGUGUUAGUGGACAGGUCGUGUGAGCAGAAGCCGGAUCUGAUCCUGGGUCCGGUGUGCGAGUACGAGGCGGCGGUGGUGGUGAGGCUGGCGUCCCACUGGAACAUCCCGGUGAUCUCAGCAGGUGCCCUGGCCACAGGCUUCAGCAACAAGGACACCGAGUACUCCCACCUGACCCGCAUCGCCCCGUCCUACGAGAAGAUGGCAGAGAUCUUCACCGCGAUGUUCGAGCACUUCAGCUGGAAGAGCGCGCUGCUGCUCUACGAGGACGACAAGGAGGCGCGGGACUGUUACUUCACUCUGGAGGGAGUCUAUCACCUGAUGACCAACUUCAACAUUAAAAUAUACGCUGUCAACCAGGAGGAUCACUUUGACACUGACGACAUCCUCCAGAACAUCUAUGACACUGAAGUGGUGAUCAUGUGCAUGGGAGCGGACAAAAUCCGUGAGAUCAUGCUGGCUGCACACAGACGACGGUUCACCAACGGCAGCUACGUGUUCUUUAAUGUCGAACUCUUCAAUGUCUCGUCUUAUGGCAAUGGCUCAUGGAAGAGAGGAGAUAAAUAUGACAGUGAUGCGAAGCAGGCCUAUGCUUCUCUGAACACGGUGACACUCCUCAGGACAGUCAAGCCCGAGUUUGAAAACUUCUCCAUGGAAAUGAGGAAGUCCACUGAAAAAGCUGGCCUUCAUGACUGCAAAGACUGUGGAAGUGUCAACAUGUUUGUUGAGGGAUUCCAUGAUGCCAUGUUGCUGUAUGCCAUGGCCUUACAUGAAGCCAUGAAGAAUGGAUACAGUAAGAAGAAUGGGACAGCGAUCACCUCAAAUAUGUGGAACAGAACUUUUGAAGGAAUCGCUGGCCAGGUGUCCAUGGAUGGGAAUGGCGACAGACAUGGAGAUUUCUCGUUGAUGGCCAUGACCAAUGUUGAGGCAGGGACCUAUGAGGUGGUGGCCAACUACUUUGGUGUAAAUGGAACUUUUCAGCUGCUGCCUGGCUUCAACGCUGACCAUUUCACUCUGAGAGGAAGACAUAAAGUACACUCAGAAAUGCCGGAUAAAUCAUGUGGACUAGGAGUGUCAGCUUUGACUGGAGUCAUAGUGGGAGCUGUUCUGGGAACUAUAAUGCUUAUAGCAUUCUACUUUUUCAGAAAAAACUACAGGAUUACCAUUGAGCGUCGCACACACAGUGAAGAGGACGACACUGGGAAGCACCGUCAGUUACGAGAGGACUCCAUCAGAUCGAACUUCUCAGCAGCAUAGUCAGCAGCAGUGGCUGUCCCUUCACAGAGAAUCACACAUCUGAAUGUGACCAAAGACUGAGAUAUUUUGUGUUCAUAUCCUUCAAUGUUUUGACUUAUUGUAACUCAGGACAGUUGUAACAGUCACAAUGCACCACUGAUUUGGAUGUUCCUCCAUACAUACAAAGAUAUAUGAUUGUACUGGUGUAUAGAAAGCUUUGGCCAUAUACUCUUUGAGGGGCUUCUAUGUUUUUUGUAUUGAGAUGGUGGUUACCAUGCACUAGUAGGGUUGGUGAGAUCUGUUGUACUUUUACUGUACUGUACAGGUUGACAAAUAGAGCCCUAAUGUUUAAGGGUAGUAAACAAUAAUGGCAAGCAAAACUUGAUACAGCUGAAGUUAACUGACUAAAAAGGGAUAUAGGCUAGAUCUAUAUCUUCAUGUAUAUGCUAUAAGCUACUGAUAUCAAGCUACUGAUAUUGUAAUGUUUUCACUUCACCAUAACCUUGUUGAGAUCCAGCAGCCUCCAUACAAAUGACCUUAUUCUUAACUGUGCAUAUUGCUCCUAAAAAGAGAAAUACUGGGUCACAUAUCAUCUCGAAAGUACAUGUUUUCUACACCUUUAGAUUGGUUCAUUUACAGUAUUUACUUUUAUAAAUUCAGGUGCUCCCUGCAUUAAAAAAUGUUUACUACUUUCUGAUAAAGCAUACUUUGCAAAGUGUGCUUUCUAAAUGGUUAAUAAAUUCUCCACUAAUGCUUUAUAGAUCAGUUAUAAGAACAGUAUGGGUUGGGUUAUGGUUAUUUUGGCCUAACAGCUAACUGCUCUCCAAAUGAGCUAAAGGCAAACUAUUACAACUUGAGUUGUUUUUUUGUAGCUCUGGCCUUUGGUGCAGUUGUGAUCAUGUGACCUGUCUGAUCUUCAGAGUGCUCAACUUUGCCCUGCUGGACCUUUUUUAGCAAAGGAACUAUAUUUUGAGAUCUUACCAAUUACUGUGGUGAGUACAAUGUCAUCAGAACUGUUCAAACUAAUGGCCAGAGCUGCAAAAAUAGUAGUUAAAAAACAAAAAAGAUGAUGAUAUAGAAAUAGUUUUUCCUUUAUAGUGUUAGCUAAAAAUAUAUACAAUGUUUUUAUUGGUUUUAAUGGUUCAUUACUGAUGCAUUCAUUACUGAAUUAUUUAACAUUACCAAAUACACUCAUUCAUUCAUUAUCCAUACCCCUUAUCCUUAAGAGUCACAUGCCAAUAUAUAUAUAUAUAGGCAUACGGGCAGUUUAGAAUCACCAGCCUUCUUGCUGUGAGGCAACAGUGCUAACCACUGCACCACCAUGCUGCCUCUUAUCAAAUACAUAUGUCCCAAAUUAUAAAGCCUUGAUAGACAUUCCUUAUCAGAAAGCGGAACAGAAAUCAUAAUUAACUGAUAUUCAGACAGGUAACAGAUACAAAGAUACAUUCCAUAAACAGUAGAGACUGCAUGAAAAAAAUAUUUCACUCUUCAUUAGUGAACUUUACAUUUUUAUAAAAGUCUGCGUCCAUUGGGCCACAUUACUCACAGGAUUUAAAGACAAGGUUUUUAUAGAAACAAAAUAAAGACAAUGAACUUGGUAAAUAACCUCCCAAGCCUGUUGGUUCAGUUUGUGUGUUGGAGAAAAUAUUCAAAUUUAUCGUGUACUAUUUAUAAAGCAGUUUUAUUCUGGAGCACCACAUUCACUUGCUUUAUUUAACACUCUGUAUAAUAUUACUAAUGACCUUUGGUAUCUGGUAGGUUAUAGUUCUUAACAGUGACCUUAAUGUAUUUAAGUUAUUUUAUGUUAUUUAUAACAUCAAUAUUUUAAAAUAUGUUUCUCUCUGAAUUUAUAGUGAUUUUAUUAAACUUCAUCCUAUUUGUUUUCUUCA